Messenger RNA from Cucurbita maxima (winter squash), 1914 nucleotides. RefSeq lists its product as uncharacterized. The record is from RefSeq and is a predicted model, not a curated record. The transcript has 4 exons. NCBI's taxonomy places the organism in Eukaryota, Viridiplantae, Streptophyta, Magnoliopsida, Cucurbitales, Cucurbitaceae. The coding region runs from base 818 to 1858 and encodes 346 amino acids.
GAAUUCUUUCAUGGGAGAGGGGAUAGAUUCUGACCGGUUUGCUGUUUGCAGCCCAUGUGAACUGCUCUGAAAAAAGUCCAUCAAUUUCCAUGCAAAUUCAUAUAUUAUUCUCUUGCCAAGUUGCCGCAGAUUUGCUUGUUUGUUUCCAUUCCCUCCCUCGUUUUUAUAAUUCCUCUCUAUGAUAGAUCUGUCACUCUCAGCUUUUAAUGCGUCAAAUUUAUAGUUCACCAUGGAAUUUAGCUCUUUCAAACCAAACCCACCAGCCCCUUUUGAUUUGAUUAUCUCUUCGAUGUUGUUAAGUUCAUAUAAUCAGUGCCUUGCAGCUUCUACUUCUACAUAUCAUUACGUUUGUACUGUCUUCCACUAAUUUCACUGCGAUUCUGAGCUUCUCUGCUAUGGAAAUAACACACUUCUUUUACUCUUGAGUUAAUUUCUUAAUGUUCAUGGCUAUUUACUGCUUCAGAUGGGUCCCUUUAUCUUCUUCAGUGACGUAAGUUUGAGCAUUCAGACAUGGUGAGAUUCUACUUCUUGUCGGGUUUUGUUGCUUUCAUUUCCUCAUUCGUCUUCUGAAUGCGAACGAAAAGUUUUCUCUAUUCUGUGGGCUCUGGGAUAUCUCUUUCGGCUACUAUUGAAAUCUCGAUGUCGUUAACUUCUUUGCACUAUGUUGUUUUUGUGGAUGUUUAUGGGAUAUAGAUCUGUUUUUGGUAUGUAUUUGAAGUUGUGGUUCAGUUUUUCUGGGUGAUCUUUGAAGCUUGCACGCCAAGUGUUUGACAAAAUGACUGUGAGAGAGUGAGAGUUUUUUUUUUUUGGGACCAAAAUGAAGGGGAGGGAGGAGAAUGGGUAUCGCAAAAAUGGAUCAAAACAUGAAAAGGCUAUGAGUUUUGAGUUUCAAAGAGGAAAUGGAGCUAAUGGCAGUUUCCAUCGCCGGGUGGUCACAGCUAAAUCAACUCCAUCGAAGUGGGACGAUGCACAGAAAUGGAUUUUUCGGUUGCCAAUAGGAGGAGAAAAAGAGGAGUCCAAAAUCAAGCAUAGAAACUCGAAUGCUGAUGACUUGCGGCUUAUAGCUGCUGUGCCACAACAGGAGCAUGAGUAUUUGAGCGGUGGAGAUAAAAGGACUGAAGGGCGAGAAGAAAAUGGUGACUUUGCUUCUGCAAUGAGCAGUCAAAGUGAAGCAGAAACAAAGAUGAUGAAAUGUGAUGAACCCAUCUGGAGAAUCAAUAAACCAUUGGAGAGCUGCAACACGGUGGUUAGGUCUGUUUGCUUGAGGGACAUGGGGACAGAGAUGACUCCCAUAGCGAGUCAGGAGCCCUCGAGGACGGCUACUCCAGUCAGAGCCACCACCCCUGUGCUUCAGAGCCCUAUAACUUCUGGAUCUUCCACCCCAGCAAGGCCUCACCAUGAAAUGCCGGCCAUUGAAGAUCGUCAAGCAGGUUUUGCUUCUACUGCCAUGGUAGUGAAAAACCAGAGCUCUGAUCAGGUUGUAAAGAUGAGCUCUAUGGAAACUAGAGCAACGGCAUGGGAUGAAGCCGAACGAGCCAAGCAUAUUGCAAGGUACAAACGUGAAGAAGUGAAGAUACAAGCAUGGGAAACCAGCGAGAAGAGGAAAGCUGAGUCAAAAAUGAGAAAAAUUGAGAAAAAGGCAGAGAAAAUGAAAGCUUGUGCGGAAGAAAUGCUGGCAGAUAAAGUAGCAGCCACAAGAAGAAUAGCUGAAGAGAAACGUGCAAAUGCAGAGGCAAAACUAAAUAAGAAAUCUGUAAGGACUUCUGAAAAAGCUGAUUAUAUUGGGAGGACUGGCCACUUGCCUUCUUUCUCCUUCAAGCUGCCUUCAUUGUGCUGCUGCAGAUUGAAGCUCACCUGAAUCUUCUUGACAUAGUCUUUGCGACACCGAGCCAAAGAGCUGAUCUGCCUAUCAAC